Molecule: messenger RNA, 5744 nt
Organism: Dendroctonus ponderosae (mountain pine beetle)
Lineage: Eukaryota; Metazoa; Arthropoda; Insecta; Coleoptera; Curculionidae
Exons: 9
Coding region: 350-3277 (975 amino acids)
Biological process (GO): regulation of transcription by RNA polymerase II
Molecular function (GO): RNA polymerase II cis-regulatory region sequence-specific DNA binding; DNA-binding transcription factor activity, RNA polymerase II-specific
Source: RefSeq, a predicted model, not a curated record
GGCAAACAUUUUAACAACGCACACUUUGCUUUGUCCAUUUGUAUCCUUUACCAACCAGAAGACAUUCCCAUAAUUCUCGAUUUAUGGACAACCUGGCAACAACACGAUCGGCGACUGUCAAAAUGCAAACUGACAUUGUUGUCGUGUUAACGUGCAGGAGGUGGGGGGCAGGUAAGAGGAAACAGCAGGCAACUUACCGUCUCGUCUCGUCGGCCAUUGGAAACCAGCUGAUUUGAGUUGACUGAUAAAAUGUUCCGGUUUUUCAGCGUGUUUUCGGCCGGAAAAGUGAUCGAAAACUGUCGGUUGGGUGCGGGAAUCCAGUGAGGUGGUGCCGAGCACCCAUACGACUAUGGACCGGGAACAAUGGUCGCCCGAUUACCCACAAUCUGCGAGACGAGCUGAUAUGGAGAGUACCAGCAGUACCGGGGAUGCGGAAUCGCAGACGGCGGCCCUGCAGCCCGACCAAAUCAAAGAGGAUCCGGAUGGCAAACCGCCCUUUGUCCACGUGAAGAGCGAGUUUGGGCCCGGUAGUGUUGCAAUUAGUGACAAACCCCGACAAACCAUCCAGCUGAUUCUGGCAAAUAUCAAAACGCUCUCCCAGAACGACAAAUAUCUUCUGUACCUAAAGUUGCCGUCGGAAAUCAGCGACAUAAUCGACCCAUUCCGACAGCCGCUCAACCCGCUAGGCAGCCGGUCCGAGAUUUGCCGCACUAUCGUUUGGAUCAGAACGCACUUGGAGGAGGAUCAGAACAUCUCCCUGCCAAAAAAGGAGGUCUACAAUGAGUAUGAGCAAUAUUGUGACAAAAACCACAUUAAACCUCUGUCACAAGCCGAUUUUGGCAAAGUGAUGAAGCAAGUGUUUCCGAAAGUGCGAGCGCGUCGAUUAGGGCAGCGCGGCAACUCCAAGUACUGCUAUUCGGGGCUGCGCCGCCGGAUUAGCCUCGAGCCCCCUUCACUGCCGGACAUUGUCGAUAAUCCCCUGUCGACUGAAAACUCCAUCACCCAAUCCAGUGUAUCGGCCGCCUGGCUAGUGAUUAAGGACUGGGCGCAGCAACAGUUGGGCGUCCAAUUCACAUCGCUGCAAUCUCUGGCCCAUUAUCUGUCCAGGAAUUGCUUUGUGGGCUCGGAAGCUCCCAGUAAGGUCUCCGCAAAUGGCGAUAGUCACUCGAAAGGUGAGGAGCCAGUAGGUGGGAAAGGGGUGAAUAAGCACCGCGAAAUGCAGCUGCAGCUACAGAAGAAGAUCCAGCAAAGGAACGAGGGCAAGGAGCGGAAACGUAAGCUUCAGACUCCCAAGCCCGAAUCAAAGCCGGUAGCUAAAAAGUGUCGCUCGCACAGCGUGCCAGCUUCCGCUAUUGCGUCAGCGCUGACGCAAGAAUCCGCCCUAUUGGGGACCGGAUGCUUGACUAGCGGCGAAUGCAGCACAGCGAGCAGCAGUUGCGGCAGCAACAGCGUCAGCCCCACUCAGCAGAGCCGAAUCAUCUGUGAUCAACCAGAGUUCACCCAACUGACGGCGUUACCUGACUUUAAAAGUUUCCAGAAACCGGUGACUGAAGGAGUCGCUGGCGCAGUAGUGCCAGACAAGGUGGCUCCGACUGGGACCAAAGUUGCGAUUCCACGACUACAGCCUCAGACGCCGUCCAAAGCGGCCGGCCAGGUGAAAGCGACGCCUCCCCAUAAGGCCAAGUACAAAUCGAUCCAGCCCAGACUGCAACCAUGUGAUAUUGCGACGUACAACGCGGCCGCCGUGCCUGUCGCACUCGCCGAACCUCGAUCUCAACUUGUGCAGAAUGAACAAGACAAGCCUGUUAAUGAUAAGAUUAUGGAUAAAUGUGCAGAUAAUUUGAAUGAAUGCGGCGGCGAUGACGAGGACGACUUUCCGUUGACUCGUGAGCGCCUGGACAGCGUCAGCAACGUGGAAAAGGAUGCGAUGGACGAAUACUUAGGCACUAACAAUAGUCAACACGAAGAAGAGCUGUCCAAAUAUUUCCACACCAACGGUGAUUCGGCCGAGAUUCCUGCCCCCGAUCUGGACCAAACGAGCAAGUUGUCCACGCUGCGGCAACUGCUGGAGCAAAAUGGCAUAUCGGAAAAGCGCGCGCUGGCCUCCAUUCUGCCCGAGCCGGCGCCGCCCUUUCCCAGCUUGCCGCCCUUCCUGCAGACAUUACCCAGCAGUCGGCGUCGCGUAAGCUUCGAGACGCCCCUGGCCGAGGACGCGGUGCCGCCCAGUCCGAGCGCUCAAAACAAGAAUUUCAGUUUCACCCCAAUCUCGCCAGGGCCGCACUCGCCCACCCAGUCCAAAUGUUCCAGCACCAGCGCCAGUCCAUUUGUUAGUCCACGGAACACGCCGCUGCCGCGGGCGAAAAACAAUGCUGUUGCCAGCAUUCUGUUGGCCUCAGAUUCGCGCAAGCGGGUCAAAGUGAAAAAGGAGCUGGAGCUGAGCUUGGACAUGAAAACGGAUGGGGCGGUGAAGAGCUACAUGGCAAUGUCGGCGCCGGUCAGCCCCAUGCUGGCUUCCGGCAAGUGCAACUUGCUGCAGAAGCUGCUGAACGCCAGCAGCAAGGUUCAGUACACGCCCGAGUAUGCACAGCCCGGACCGGGAGAAGACGCGCAGUUUUUUCCGCCGGAUGCUCUGAACCGAUCGCAGUCGGUUCCGCUCAGUCAGAUGCAGGCGGCUUUGGACGGCCAGAUGAUCAGCAGCCUGCCGGAAAGCGCCGUUAACGUGAAGAGCUUGCUGAACACGUUGGGCAACGAGGGCCAACUUUGUGAUAACAACAACAUCGACACCUUCAACUUGGACAUGUCCAGCAACAACCAGUGCCUGAUGGAGUACGGCUUGAACCUGAUCAAUACAUGCGGAGAAUCGGAGUUUUCGCAGUUCGGGCACAAAUUGGGCGCGCGAAAUAUCACCCGUUCGCACAGCAUGGACGUGGACAGCAGCGGCGGCUUCGACGUGAACAAGUGCAGAUCGACGCAAAUGCCGUUCACCCCGACGCUGAAAGCGCCCGCCAAUCGAACAGCGAACAAAAACUUCCUGGCCAACUCCCGGUCGUACCCGUCGACGCCCCUGAACUCCACCGAAACUUUCAUCUUUCAUCAUCAAGUGAGCUCGGACUGUUUGAUCAACGGCUCCGAAUCGACGACAGAAACUCUCGAUUUCAUUCCCACCUUUGAGAUCGACAGCUCAGACACUGGCGUUGGUCAAAUGGACGGCAGCUUUGGCUUGAUGGAUGACAACGGCAUCUUGAUACAGCAGGGUUUUAACGGUAAUAUCAACUAGUUACUAAGGGCUCAUUAGACAGUGGCAACUUCAGUUCGUCCCAGCCACGUCGAUUCAUUGAUUAUUCAAGUCUUUACAAGGGUUGUCUGUGAUAAAUUUUUAUUUGUUUUUUGAAUAUUAGGAUUAUGGUAGUUGUUGUUUUUUAAAUUUGCGCCAUUGAAACGACCACGACGCGAAACAGUCCCAAACGAAACGUGGGGAGCGGAAAGUUUGCUGAUUGGUUCCGGUCAUUAACCCGAAAGAAUGGAACUUGAAAUUUUCUAGCUUCUAGCUGUUUUUGGUAUUCGAUGGCAACCUUCACGAUCCGACACUAAUCGGCAUUCUUACAUGGUUCCCCAUCAAGAGUUUGGCCGCGAUUGGGUUGUUUAGGUGUCGCUUCCAAGCAUCUAUUUUACACUGGGUUUGGUCACUUUUCCUUAGUCUCCCGGUGAAAUUUAUAUUGAGAACUCGGAAAUUAGAUGCUUGGAACGGCCCGUUUACUUCACAGUUUUCCGAUUGAGACUGUCGGGGGUUUCAAUGGAUUCAGAGCUUUUAAUGCAAAAUGGUUGUUCAAUCAACGUCAAAAUUUCUAUUGUACAUACCUUGUUAUCGUUUUGUUUUUUUAUUAUUAUUAUUAUGCCUCAAUUGUACAAUAAUUAUGGUUCGGCCCCAAUUGUGAUACAGACCAUUGUAAUUUGAUCAAUUUUUAUACUUGCUGUGCCUGGAAAACCGUUGUAAAGUUUUCUUUUUCUAUAUCGGGACUGGUUUCUAGUUUGAUUUAACUUAUGCAACUGUCGGCUGUCAGUUGAUUUGUUGAUCACCAGCAAUGUUGUCAAGUUGACCGCCGUCAAACUAUACAACAAACAGCAAGAGUAGACCUUGCACACUAAACCAACAAUUAUACUUAUGCCCUUUUGAACGUGGUAGCCUUAAGAAUUAUUAUACAGGUGAAUAUUUGUCUUGGGGUAUUGUGAUAUAGGGCCCUCUCACGGGCUAUUUUCAGACAGUCGAACCCUCUGCAUUAACUUUUUUUGUGUUUUGGACUAUCGGCUCGAAGAAAUGUUUAUUUACAAUACAUAUCGCCUUAUAGUGAUGAACAAACCUACCAGACCAGCAAGGCCCUUUGUCGGAAAUUGCUGUUAGCUGUAGGUGCGCGCUAGUAAGUGGUAUAGAUUUGUCAAGGCUCGUAAUAAAAGUAAGAUGUGAUAGUAUAGUUAUAAGUCAGUAGAGAAGGGGGCAUUUUCUUUGUAAAACUGGCAGCAACGCUUGGUACCACCACCGUUGCACCCGAUUGGUGGGCAGCGGGAGUUGCCGAUGUAAACGAAGCUUACGCGAUUGGUCCACAGGCCUGACCCUAAUUUUCUCGUCAUGCGCAAACAGAAAUUGAACUUUUCAAAUCGAUUUAUCACGUGCCUCGAAGCACCUGAAAUUUCCCUUUGAUUUUAUUUGGUGAAAAUGCUUAUCCGGAUAUCGAGGAUUUUCCUUUGUACUUUCUAUUUUUUUUUAAUACCGAUUUUUAAUUGAUUAUCCGGUUUUUUCACCAACUCUUCAAGGUUUUUCAUGGUUUUUGUGGAAAACUUUUGUAUUCCAAUAAAUGUAAGUGUCAUUUUUCAAUCAGAAGCGAUGAUAAUAAACAAGCACUUUCCUUCACUGUUCAUUUGUUUUAAAACUGCUUCUUAUGAAGCACUUUUGCUUCUUUAGUAAGGAAAGUCAUUACUGUCAAUCGCCGUCUUGCAUCGAAAACUACUAUUUAUCCCUACAUAGGUAAAAAUAAGCGCACCACUGGAUUCAGCCACAACACAUGAAAAAAUAUACAAUUUAAAAGAAAGUUGAACCAUUAUGGUAGUUACUGGCCAAUUUAUUUUCUUUUUUCACGAUUUUUUGUUUUCCGAGGAUUUUUGCUUAAAACUAUUAUUAAGGUCCGGCCUAUUGGUCAAGCGAUGAUUGAUUGAUGUGUGUCCUUGUCAAUUUACACGGUGGUUCAAACAUAUUACUUGUUUUCGGUUCAUUCCGUUUUCUGGUACUGCGUAAGUACACGAGUUUUUAACUCCCAGAGGGUCGGGCGGAUCCUCUCUAAGGUUCAUCUAACCGCACGUUCUGUCCCCGAUGAGGGAUCGGAACAUUGGCCUACUGCCUCUACAAUUAAUAUCUGUUAGUGUUUAUUAAUGAUCUCUUUUGUAUGAUUUGCCAAAUAAUGAAAAAAAGAAACAAGCAAACAAAUGAAUGUGUAGUUUUUUGCUUUUUGGCAGAAUAUAAUAAUAUAAUUAUGGUACUGUAAUCGAUAUAGUGAGGAAAGGGAGGAGGAGUGUGAAAAUGAAUCGCCGACGAAGUCUGAAUAUAAAAUUAUUGGUCUAAGCUCAGAUAAUGGUGGGGCAGAGUUGUUAUUUUCAAAAAGUACAAAUUUAUUUUACAAAAUGAAUUGCAACUUAAUAGAUCAGAUGUUUGGUGUACUAUUUGUAUCUAUAUGAACAAUAAAAUAUAUUCGUAU